GCUAGCACUACCGCCGCCUAGACUACGCAGACGACUCAAGCUGAAAAGGGAUUCCGAGUAGCAGCCGAUCCAGGAGAUGCCGAGAACGCCAUCACGAAGAUCGAAACGCAGGGCCUUCCGGCCGACCUGCGCGUAUCUUCAAAACCUUAACACCUUCCUUCUACCCUCGACAAUCGCCAACGCCAACACCCUGUGGUCCUCCUUCUGGACAAGGCAGACGCUGCAGUAGUCAUGGCCGAGGCCGAAGAGCCUAGCCAACUCUCGGGCAGUCUACAGGCCGUAUUAUCACAAUGGGGGUUACCGGAGCUGGUCCACCUUGACCUAGUUCAGGAGCGACGCCUCCGUCGAGAAGAAGCCGAGAGGAUGAUCGACUUUGUCCGACAGGAUCGGCAGACCAGAUUUGGCAUCUCGGACGUGGGUUCGUUGAAAGGAAAUGUGUCUCAACACACUCCUCCCUCCCCAGAAGUUGCUGGGGGAAAUUCUAUUUCCACGGCUAUCAGCAAAGAGCCGACCGCAUGCGGUGCUACUUCAACUCUACAAAACCAAUGGAGCAUUGCCUUGGAACUUUUCCCGGUAUAUGCAUCAGACGAGGGCCCUUCCGAUGGCAAGUCGAAGGUUCUUGAUGGAAGUCACACGCAAAAUCAUCUCAAGGAUGCCAUUCCGUCGUCAAAUAACACGAGUCCAACAAAUUGCUCCUCCAGCGCACGCAGCACACCUCCCGCAAUCACCCCGGCGCCAGCUUCUAAUCUAACCGCGUCAAGUCCUGAGAACUCUUCCCAGAAGCACCGCUACUCUCCAAUUUCUCGCGCUGGAACGGAUGUGACGCUACCGUGGCUAACGACUGUGUUGCGCGUAAACGACGCCUUGAAGCGGGCCAUGGAUAUGGCGCUCCCAUUACCAGUAGACGUGACGACCGCAGCCAAUGACCUGGCGGCAACCGUCGCCAACCGAGCGAAAACGUCUACCAUUGAGGCCUGUAGAGGACACUGGGAAACCUCGUUCAUUUGCGAUUAUAUUUCAAGGGCAGUGGACGAGAAAAUGGGCGGGCUCCCGCGCGGCCAAGGGAAACAAAAACAGAUCCAAAUGGAGAUUAUUGAUAAAAUAAUUGCCUUAUCUGGUGAAUCAUCCGCACAUACAGCAAAGACCAGAUCUCGGCACCAGCUAUACUUUCAGUUCAUGUCAGACUUGCGGAGAGAAAGUCCAAAAUGGGCUGUAGUCUACAUGACCGAUACCAUCCGGAGCCUUCUCACCAACUCCAAGGUAGACGCAGCGACCCUGAUUUCAAUAUCCAAAGCUUUCGGCCAGCCUAUUCUGCGGCCCAUCCAUCGACUGGAAGAAGAAUGGAGCGGCUCCUCCCGCUGA
Messenger RNA from Mytilinidion resinicola, 1362 nucleotides. RefSeq lists its product as uncharacterized. Lineage: Eukaryota; Fungi; Ascomycota; Dothideomycetes; Mytilinidiales; Mytilinidiaceae. The transcript is spliced from 3 exons. Bases 232 to 1362 code for a protein of 376 amino acids. The record is from RefSeq and is a predicted model, not a curated record.